AGAUAAGACCAACAAAUAUAUACUACGGUAGCUGCGACAAUAUCACCACAGCCUCAAAAACAACACAACAAAUUGUUGUUCCAGGAAAACCCUAAAAACUUCAAUUCUUCCUCCCCCAUUUCCCUACUGCUGCACAAACCGAAGAAGCCUCAUUUCUCAUUAUUUGCUAUAGCAAGUUCAAAACACGCACAGUACUAUGGACUCCACAACCACAGGGACAGCACAGGUGACCCCUUCAUCACAGCCUCCUUUCACAGGUAUACGAGCUCCUCUCACUAUUGAUGAUUCCGAUGAUUUCGAGUAUUCUUCCUCAUCUCUUAGUAAUGGCGAAAACAACAGUAGCAUUUCUGAUGCUUACACUAGGUCUGCUUCUGAAGCUUCUAUUAGCGGUGAGGAUGGUUUUGACUCUAAUUCUGAGAUGGAUUACUCUGACCGAGAACCAGGCCCAAAUGACCAAACCCUUAACCACUUUGAUUAUAGGCCUUCUGUGGAAUACUCAGAGGGUGAAAGUGUUGAAGUAAAGAGUAAUCUCGAUGAAUUUGAUGAUGAUUAUAUAUCUUCUUUAACUGGCCCAGAUGUUGGAAAUGUGGGACAUAGUGGUUUUAGACAAGGUAUACCGAUUGCCUUGUUGUCAGUGGACAAUGAUGAUGAUUCCGAAGGUAGUGUAGUAAUGGAAGAUUUCAAUGAUGGUUUCUCUGGCUCUGACCGCUCUGUUAGAGUUCCAACUUAUACUACAGUGUUAGAGAGGAUAGGAGGAAGUGCACCUAAAGUUAGAGUCCUCAAUGUCGAAGGUGAGGAGUUAGAAUGCAAUGAGAAUGCAAUUGAACCAGAUGUUGUAGUGGAUGAAGGUGGGGUGGAAGAUGAGAAUGCCCAAGAAAAACAGGUUGUUGUAGUAGAUUCAGUGUUGAGUGGUAAAACGAAGAGUUUGGUUUCUGAUUAUGUCCAACACCAAAUUAUUGCUCACUGCACUGUUCCUGAUUCAGUGCCAGAUUGUGAUGUUGAAGAGAUAAAAGUAGAAUGUAGGGUGACAAGUAAAGAGCAGCUGGAAUCCACUGGCAUGCAAUUAGAAGAAGAUAGAGAGUUUGUGAACUUGGAUAUUGAUUCUAAACUUCCUGUUGUUUUUAAGUGGGUAAUUGAAGCAGAACCUAAGGAGUUUAAUUUCUUCGGAAUGGGGAUUGCCAAAAGUAACUUACAGGUUGGAGAAACUGCUUGUCUCACUCAAAUAGCUAAGAAUGAGAUCCAAGACAGCAUAGUCAAGCAAGAAAUCAUUAAGGGUGAUGAAGUUAAGAGCAGUGAUGGUGCAGAAAAUGUUCAAAUAUCAGCAGCCCAGGAUCAGUUAUUUCCCCUGAGUGGCACUGAAGUGGAUACAACUCAUGGACUUGCAGAAGGAGAUGAGUUGUCAAGAGAUUCCAACAUUUCUCAAUCUAUGGCAAUCAAUUCCCUUCCAGAGUUACAGAUAAAUAAUAAUAAAGAUGAUAAUUGUGCAUUCAAAUCAGUGGAAGAUGAGGAAAAUUCAUUUUCAUUCAACAACGAUGAUGGAUUGACCUUUGAAGAUUCUGGAGUGAAGGAAACCAUCGAUCAAUCAGACUAUCGGUUCAGCUGCCUGGAUCAUGUGCAGAAUAUAGAUGGUGAAGUUAUUACAGACUCAAAUGGAGAGGUGGACACAAUUGAAGAAAACAAAGAGAAAGAAACAUUUGAAACUGCUGGAUUAGGAUCCACACUUGAACCUUCGGGGAUUGUUUCCCAACUGAAGGAUUCUAAUAUUUCUGCUCCUUCAGAUCAUUCAGUUGAACAUAAAGCACAAGGAAUCUUAAGUGAAGCAGAAAGGAGUAGACUUGAGAAGAUACAGCAGUUGCGCUUAAAAUUUUUGCAUCUAAUCCACAGACUAAAUCAGCCUCCUGAAGAUUCCAUAGCUGCACAGGUUUUUAGUUGUCUAGCACUUGCUACAGGGAAGCCAUUUGCUCAAACAGAAGCACUGCAGUUUGAAUCAGAUGGUAGGAACAACCUGAACUUGUCUUUGAAUGUCUUGGUUAUUGGGAAAACUGGAGUUGGCAAGAGUGCUACUAUAAAUUCCAUUUUCCAUGAAGACAAAGCAGUGACUGAUGCAUUUAAACCUGCCACAACCACUGUGAAGGAGAUGGUUGGGACAUUGGAGGGAGUCAUAGUUAGAGUCUUGGACACUCCCGGUCUCAGAUCUUCCAUCGCAGAACAAAUAUAUAACCGCAAAGUGCUGCUGUCUAUAAAGAAGGCCAUGAAAAGAUGCCCUCCAGAUGUUAUCCUUUACGUUGAUCGUCUGGAUACACAAACUAGAGAUCUUUGUGAUUUGCCAUUGUUGAAAUCCAUCACCACAUAUCUUGGUCCAUCAAUAUGGGAGAAAACCAUUGUUACCCUGACCCAUGCAGCUUCAAGUCCUCCUGAUGGAUCAACUGGGAAACCCUUAAGCUAUGAAAUGUUUGUGGCUCAGAGAUUGCAUGCUAUUCAGGAGUUGAUUAAACAUUCUGUUGGUGAUUUGCAUAUAAUGAAUGCUGGUUUGAUGAAUCCAAUAUCUCUGGUAGAAAACCAGUCUUUAUGUAUGAGAAACGGAAAUGGACACAGAGAAAAUUGGAGAUCUCAGCUACUGGUCUUGUGUUACUCAAUGAAGAUUGUGUCAGAAUUAAGUAGGGAUCCUUUGGACCCUGACUUUGAAAUGUGUUGGCCUCCUCUUACAUAUUUCCUAUCUUCUGUACUCCAAUACAAUGUUCAUCCAAACUGUGAAGGUGAGGAUGUGGACUCAGACAGUAAUAGUAAGCCAGCAUAUUUGUCUAAUUCAGGCAAAGAAGAUGAAAAUGAGGGUGAAUCAUCAAGCAGAAUUCAUACUGGACCUAUUUUCAAGUUGCGUGGAUGGGACUGUGAUUAUGGAUAUGAUCAACCUACCCUUAUAUGGGGAAGAAGGUGUAAAGUAGGCGUUAGGGCGGAGAUGAACAAGAAGCUAAAUGGUGGGAUAUGCAUCAGGACAAGCAGCUCGGAUUAUAGUCAGAUUGGUAUACUAUGUAUAAUAAUAACAGUAGUGAAAGACAUAAUAAGGAAGAUCUAUCCUCAGGAGUUGUAGUAGUUGUAAUGGUGUUGUUAUAUGUUAAAGAUGUGGCCAGCCGGCCAGGGUCUGUUUUUGAUUAAUUUUACACCUUUAUUUAUUUUUGAGAAAACACCUUUAUAUUUUAACUUAC
Ipomoea nil (Japanese morning glory) is the source of this 3203-nucleotide messenger RNA. Its product is annotated as translocase of chloroplast 159, chloroplastic-like. The record is from RefSeq and is a predicted model, not a curated record. The transcript has 2 exons. NCBI's taxonomy places the organism in Eukaryota, Viridiplantae, Streptophyta, Magnoliopsida, Solanales, Convolvulaceae. The coding region runs from base 197 to 3088 and encodes 963 amino acids. Gene Ontology annotation, cellular component: chloroplast outer membrane. Gene Ontology annotation, molecular function: GTP binding. Gene Ontology annotation, biological process: protein targeting to chloroplast.